CGACAGAAUCGAGUCAUUCGAGUCCCAUGCAACCCCAAGUUCGCUUCAAGGCAGCUCUUGAAAGCGUCCGUUCGUUAACGAAACCGAGAAAGGGGAAACAUGACAAAGAAGUUUGAAUUCAAUUGGCUGAUCGAGGUGCCGGAGCUGUUGAGAAAUGGCUCGGUAUUCGACCGAUGGUUCGAAGACAAGGAAUCGACGGAAUUCGAGCCGAAUUGUAUGUUUAAAGUCGACGAAUACGGAUUUUUUAUCUCUUGGAAGAGCGACGGCAAGGAUGGUGAUGUAAUCGAGUUGGCCCAAGUGAGCGAUAUUCGUUAUGGCGGCACGCCAAAGGAUCCAAAGUUGUGUAAUAAAGUGAGUAAACACGGGACCAUGGAACAAAUAGACGAGAAGAGCUUAACUAUCUGCUCCGGUAUCGAUUACACGAACAUUCAUUACCAACACGUUAUAUGUGCGGACGCACAAACAGCCAAGGACUGGCAGGCUGGAUUGCGAAAAAUUACGCAUAACACGAAAGCGUCGAACGUUUGCCCAACGAUUCAAUUGAUGAAACAUUGGAUGAGAUUAAGUUUCCAAGUGGAUUCAAAAGGAAAAGUGCCUGUGAAAGUAAUAUCGAAAACUUUUGCCUCUGGAAAAACUGAGAAACUCGUUUAUCAAGGUCUGUCGGAGUUAGGCUUACCUAGCGGGAAGAGCGAUAAAAUCGAACCGAAGGACUUCACCUUCGAAAAAUUCAAAACAUUGUACUUCAAAGUUUGUCCACGAAACGACAUCGAAGAACUGUUCCAAUCGAUAACAAAAGGAAAAUCAGAUACGAUCACUCUGGCUCAACUAGUGCAGUUUAUGAACGAGAAACAGAGAGAUCCUAGGCUCAAUGAAAUUUUGUAUCCUCUGUACCAUGAAAAACGAUGCACAGAGAUUAUUAAUGAUUACGAACAAGAUGAAAAAGCAAGGGACGCAAAAAGUUUCACUAAAGAUGGAUUCAUUCGUUAUUUAAUGUCCGACGAAAAUGCACCCGUGUUCUUGGACAAACUGGAGGAGUGGAUGGACAUGGACCAACCCCUUUCUCAUUACUACAUUAAUUCGAGCCAUAAUACCUAUCUAAGCGGCAGGCAGAUCGGUGGUAAAAGCACCGUUGAGAUGUAUAGACAAGUACUUUUAGCUGGCUGCAGAUGCGUGGAGCUCGAUUGCUGGGACGGAAAAGGAGAAGAUGAGGAGCCAAUCAUAACUCACGGGAAAGCCAUGUGUACCGAUAUUCUUUUCAAAGACGUCAUUAUUGCUCUAAGAGACACUGCAUUCGUUACGUCGGAAUAUCCUAUAAUUCUGAGUUUCGAAAACCAUUGCUGUCUGAAACAGCAAUACAAAUUAGCUAAAUACUGCGACGAGAUAUUGGGAGAUUUGCUGUUAAAGGAACCUCUAAAGGAUUACCCGCUUGAACCAGGACAACCGCUUCCACCUCCAAGCGCAUUGAAGCGCAAAAUAUUAAUUAAGAAUAAGAGGCUGAAGCCGGAGGUAGAGAAAGCCGAACUCGAGUUAUUCCGCUCCGGACAAUUCGAAGCGAAGGAUGAAGUGGUUGAAGAUCCUAACGCACCUGCGCCACCACCACAGGAACCAAAGGAAGCACCACCGGAACCUCCUCCAGGUGAAGGUGGUGCACCAGCCGAAGGAGGUGCUGAAGGUGAAGCACCACCUAUCCAGUACACCGGAAGUACCAUGGCUUGCCAUCCUUGGCUGUCCUCAAUGAUAAAUUAUGCGCAACCGAUAAAGUUCCAGAGCUUCGAAGCUGCGAUAAAAAAGAACAUUCAUCAUAACAUGUCCUCGUUCUCGGAAACCGCAGCGUUGAAUUAUCUGAAAACGCAUUCGGUGGAAUUCGUCAAUUACAACAAACGUCAAAUGAGUCGAAUUUAUCCGAAGGGUACGCGCGCCGAUUCCUCGAAUUAUAUGCCGCAGGUCUUCUGGAAUGCUGGCUGUCAGAUGGUAGCAUUGAAUUUUCAAACACCAGACUUGCCAAUGCAGCUAAAUCAAGGAAAAUUCGAAUUCAACGCAACAACCGGCUACUUAUUAAAGCCAGAGUUCAUGAGGAGGUUAGAUAAAAUUUUCGACCCGUUUUCUGAAGACGUGGACGGUGUUAUCACUGCUCAAUGUUCCGUCCAAGUGAUAGCAGGACAGUUUCUGUCUGAGAAGAAAGUGGGCACUUACGUCGAAGUAGACAUGUUCGGUCUGCCGGCAGACACCAUCAAGAAGGAAUUUAGAACGAGAAUGGUUCCAGCGAACGGCUUAAAUCCAGUUUACAACGAGGAACCGUUCCUUUUCCGAAAAGUUGUGCUCCCAGACUUAGCAGUGCUCAGAUUUGGCGUGUACGAAGAGUCCGGCAAGCUGUUGGGUCAACGUAUUCUGCCAUUGGAUGGCCUUCAGGCUGGAUAUAGACAUAUCUCGCUGAAGACCGAAGCCAAUUUUCCUAUGGCACUGCCGAUGUUGUUCUGCAACAUUGAGCUAAAGAUUUACGUGCCCGAUGGAUUCGAAGACUUCAUGCUUGCCCUGUCUGAUCCGGGCGGAUUCAGCAAGGGAGCGGAAAAACAAACCGAGACGAUGAAAGGGCUUGGAAUCGAGCAAACCGACGCGAAAGCCGAGGCGAAGAAGAAGAAAGAGGAGGAGGCUAAGAAGGAGGAGUUUAAAGCCGAGCCUAUUACGGUAGACUCGCUACGACGAGAAAAAACCUUCAAGCAGGGUAAGAAACAGCUAAAGGAAUUGGACACGAUGAGGAAAAAGCAUCAGAAGGAGCGGCAGACGAUGCAGAAGAACCAUUGCGCCACCAUUGAUAAAUUGGUAAAAGGGAAAGACAAAAACGCGUUAAUCCAAGACGCCAAUGUGAAAAAAGCUAUAAGCGAGCAGACCGCUCAAUGGUCCGCCAUGGUGGAAAAGCAGCGGAAGGAGGAAUGGGAGCUAUUGAAGAUUCAGACGGAGAGCGCCAGGGAAGAGUUCAAAAAAUUAAUUGAAGUGGUGCAAGCAGCGCAGGUGAAGCAAUUGCAAGUGAAACAUGACAAAGACAUAAAGGAUAUGAAUGCGAAUCAAGUAAAGGCAUCUGUGGAAACAGCGAAGGAAGUAAUGAGUGACAAGACGCUGAAGUCGAAAGGUGACAAAGACCGUCGACUCCGCGAGAAAAAGGAGCAAAACACGAAGAAGUUCAUGCAGGAAAGGAAAACUGUGCAGAUCAAGCAAGGUCGUGAGAAGGAGAAGUUGACGAAAACGCACGAAAAACAAGUAGCUGAACUGGACGGCGAAAUUACCGCGACCAUCGAAAUGUACAAGAACGAAGCAGUCCAUUGGGACCUGUCGUCUAAAGCAGAAUUUUUUGUCUGAAUCGUGAAUGUUAAUCCAUAUUUCCUCGUGAUAAUAUAUAGAUUACUGAAGAAUACUCUUCUAUGCAUUUCACGGCAUAUUUUUUCCUCGUAUUCAGUUCAUCUAUUUGCGCUUUAUUGAUUGCUACACUGCUUUCGGUUCUAACUUCUCGAAUUAUUUGAACGAACAUUUAUGUACAAACGGUCCGUUUGAUAUGAUUUCACUAGAUAACGAAUCUAUUUACAUGUUUCUGAAUAGCCUUGUAAGACAUUCGGCGACCAGAAUUUUCGGCGAACGUCUCCAGAUUCUAUUUAUCGUUAUUCGUUCUUUCAUAUUUUUGAUAAAUAUUUAUUUGUAAUGUUUUUAUAUAUAACUGUGUGUAUUAAUGUUAAUUAUUAAUAUAAUUAUAUUAAUUAUCGCUAUACCGCUUUCAAAUAUUAUAUUCCGACUGUAAUUAUAACGUCAUGUGAAUUUUCAAGAGCAAUGUUACGUUCUAAUAAAUAAUAUUCAGCAGCUA
Megalopta genalis is the source of this 3850-nucleotide messenger RNA. RefSeq names its product 1-phosphatidylinositol 4,5-bisphosphate phosphodiesterase. The record is from RefSeq and is a predicted model, not a curated record. Gene Ontology annotation, biological process: phosphatidylinositol-mediated signaling; release of sequestered calcium ion into cytosol; phosphatidylinositol metabolic process. NCBI's taxonomy places the organism in Eukaryota, Metazoa, Arthropoda, Insecta, Hymenoptera, Halictidae. Gene Ontology annotation, molecular function: calcium ion binding; phosphatidylinositol-4,5-bisphosphate phospholipase C activity.